Messenger RNA from Poecilia latipinna (sailfin molly), 1338 nucleotides. RefSeq lists its product as uncharacterized. The transcript has 10 exons. The record is from RefSeq and is a predicted model, not a curated record. The coding region runs from base 160 to 1338 and encodes 392 amino acids. NCBI's taxonomy places the organism in Eukaryota, Metazoa, Chordata, Actinopteri, Cyprinodontiformes, Poeciliidae.
UUCGUUUUGCCUCCGCCCAUCUGCCCGCCUCCAGCUCAGGUCCAGCCCAGACUUGUUCCAGGAAGUUUCUCUUCUGCCAUCAGUUUGUUUUCUUCAGUCGAGUCGUCUUCUGACUCUGUUUGGCUUAAACAAACUCUCCCUGAGUGUGAGCUGAGCAGGAUGGAUCAGGGUGAGGACACAGUUCCUCUGCCUGAAGCCGCUCAGUGUGGAGAACAUGAGGACCAGAGCAAAGUUCAGAGGAAACUGCCAGAACCAGAACCUGAACCUGAACCUGAAGCAGAUUCUGAUUCAAGUUACAGGAUCCACCAGAACCUCGAACCAAAACCAGAGCCAGAGCCCAGCUGUGUGUCCUUGAAGAGCAAUAAGCCAAAGAGUCUUGGUAUUGAUUUUAAAUCGGAUCAACCUUCAACUGCAGACAAAGUGACCCAGCAUCGCUCCAGUGUUCCCAGUGAUCUGCCUGCCCAGAAGCAUCAAACAGAACUGGACUCCAUAUUUAUGCUGCUGGAGGAAAACAUCGUCACUUUCGUGAAGAACGAGCUGAAGAGGAUGCAGAAGGUUCUGAGUCCAGAUGAUCCAGAAUGCUCAGAGGGUCAGAAGGAGGACAACGAUGAUCUGGAUGGAGAGGAUGAAGAGCAGAGGAUGAGCAGCAGAGAGGCUUUCGUGAAUAUAACACUGAACUUCCUGAAGAAGAUGAAACAAAAGGAACUGGCUGACUAUCUGCACAGCAAACACUAUGGAUCGACAUGUCAACAUAAACUUAAAUCCUCCCUGAAGAAGAAGUUCCAGUGUGUGUUUGAGGGAAUCGCUAAAGCAGGAAGUCCAGCCCUCCUGAACCAGAUCUACACAGAGCUUUACAUCACAGAGGGAGGAACUGGAGAGGUCAACCAGGAACAUGAGGUCAGACAGAUUGAAACAGCAAACAGGAAAAACCACAAAAUGGAAACAACAAUAAAACUAGAAGACAUCUUUAAAGUCCCACCUGGAAGAGAUCAACCAAUCAGAACAGUGAUGACAAAGGGAGUGGCUGGCAUUGGGAAAACAGUCUUAACACAGAAGUUCACUCUAGGGUUCACUGACCCACAGAAGGAGGAGUACUUCAGGAAGAGAUUCAAAGAUGAAGAGCAGGCCAACAGGAUCAUCUCCCACAUCAAGACAUCUAAAACUCUCCACAUCAUGUGUCACAUCCCCGUCUUCUGCUGGAUGACUGCUACAGUUCUGGAGGAAAUGUUGGAAACCAAUGAAAGAGCCGUACUCCCAAAGACCCUGACUGAGAUGUACAUCCACUUCCUGGUGGUUCAGACCAAAGUGAAGAAGGUCAACUGCAGAAAGGAAACCUGA